This is a messenger RNA of Elephantulus edwardii (Cape elephant shrew), 768 nucleotides long. It is a transcript of the gene RAB38, whose product is annotated as RAB38, member RAS oncogene family. The record is from RefSeq and is a predicted model, not a curated record. Gene Ontology annotation, molecular function: GTP binding; GTPase activity. Gene Ontology annotation, cellular component: Golgi apparatus; trans-Golgi network; lysosome. Gene Ontology annotation, biological process: phagosome-lysosome fusion; endosome to lysosome transport. Lineage: Eukaryota; Metazoa; Chordata; Mammalia; Macroscelidea; Macroscelididae. The transcript is spliced from 3 exons. The coding region runs from base 62 to 697 and encodes 211 amino acids.
UUUCUCUGGAGCCCUGGCUGUGCUUCCUUUGCUGGCCAGGAUCAGAGGGCCGGUCACCAGGAUGCAGGCCCAGCACAAGGAGCAUCUGUACAAGCUUCUGGUGAUCGGAGACUUGGGCGUGGGCAAGACCAGCAUCAUUAAACGAUACGUGCACCAAAACUUCUCUUCGCAUUACCGAGCCACCAUCGGUGUGGACUUCGCGCUCAAGGUGCUUCACUGGGACCCAGAGACUGUGGUGCGCCUGCAGCUCUGGGACAUCGCAGGUCAAGAAAGAUUUGGAAAUAUGACCAGGGUCUAUUACCGAGAAGCUAUGGGUGCAUUUAUUGUCUUUGAUGUCACCAGGCCAGCCACAUUUGAAGCAGUAACAAAGUGGAAAAGUGAUUUGGACUCAAAGUUAACUCUCCCUAAUGGCAAACCGGUUUCAGCAGUUCUGUUGGCCAACAAAUGUGAUCAGGGGAAAGAUGUACUCCUGAACAAUGGCCUGAAGAUGGACCAGUUCUGCAAGGAGCAUGGUUUUGUAGGAUGGUUUGAAACAUCAGCAAAGGAAAAUAUAAACAUUGAUGAAGCAUCCAGAUGCCUGGUGAAGCACAUACUGGCAAAUGAAUGUGACCUAAUGGAAUCUAUACAGCCGGACGUCAUCAAGCCCCAUCUCGCCUCGCCCAGGGUUGUCAGCUGCUCCAGCUGUGCCAAAUCCUAGUGGGCUCCUCUCUUCAUCUAUGAUGGAAAUUAUCCCAUCUCCCCAUCCCUUGUGCCUUAAUUUUUACCAUU